AUGAGUGAUAAUGAAAUGGAAGAAGGACAAGAAGAAGAAAACAAAGGAAAUAGUUUUGCGAAUUCGCCUAAAUGGGAGCAACCUCUAUCGAUUAAGAUAGAAUCGAAGUAUAUUUACCCAAGCCAAUCUAUUAAGAAAAUGAAACUACUGCUUUCAUUCCUUCCAUCACUAGCAUCUUCUACGCUAUCAACAACGAUCAGAUCUAAAAUUCUUACCUCUGGAAGCAUAACUACAUCUAUCAUACCCCAUCAUGAAAGUAUACAAACACAUAAUGCUUCGGAAGUAAACUACUUUUACUAG
Messenger RNA from Loa loa (African eye worm), 300 nucleotides. RefSeq lists its product as hypothetical. Lineage: Eukaryota; Metazoa; Nematoda; Chromadorea; Rhabditida; Onchocercidae. The transcript is spliced from 2 exons. Bases 1 to 300 code for a protein of 99 amino acids. The record is from RefSeq and is a predicted model, not a curated record.